GGCAUAUAUUAAACUUAAUCUAAAAAAAUCUGGCAUAAAAGUAUGAUUCCGUUUUAGAAGGUCCGACAACCAUCUUUGUGUACUUUUUAGAUUUAGUUGAUCGGGGCCUAUUUAGAAAAUAAGCCUUCACCAUGGAUUUUGUGGAGAAAGAGGCUGUGGAGUCAGACAUUUCGUCAGAGGAGGAACUAUCAGAUGGAGAGUUGAGACCAGUGAAGAAAAAGAAAAAAGAGAAAGAGAAAAAGAAAAGAGCUAUUCAAAUUUCUGAUGAUGAAGAGGAAGAAGAAGAAGAAGAUGAAGCAGCAAUAGCUGAAGAAAUGAAAGACUUUAUUAAUGAAGAUGUUGAAGAAGAAGAGGAAGCUGCGGAAGGAAGUGACACUGAUGAGAAGAAAAGAAAAAAUGAUUCUGAUGAAGAUGAAGAUGAUGAUCAGCUAGAUGAUGAUGACUAUGACCUUAUUGAUGACAACUUGGGAAUAAAAGUCAACAGGAAGAGAAAAAGAAAGAGAAUUAAAAUGAUGUCUGAUGAUGAAGACAGUGGAAAAGAAGAGGAAGGUCAAGCAGAUGAUGGCAAGCAUGCAAUUGAAGAACAGCUUUUUGAUGAAGAUGAGGAAGAAAACGGAGAACGCCCUCCAGAGUCAGUUAGGGCUGUAGAAGACACUGCAAACAUACAGGAGUUUGAUUCAGAAGAAGAAUCUGAUGUGGAUGAUUUUAUUGUGGAUGAAGAAGGAAAUUCCAUAAGCAAAGGAAAAAAGAAAAAGAAACAUAAAAUACACAGUGAUGCAGCACUGCAAGAAGCUCAAGAAAUCUUUGGUGUUGACUUUGAUUUUGCUGAUUUUGAUAAAUAUGAUGACGAAGAAGAAGAAUUUGAUGAGGAAGAUGAAUAUGAAGAAGAUGAGGAAGGGGAAGACGGGGAGCCAAGAAAAAAGAAAGGUGGACGUAAAAAAGCUGCCAAGAAAAGCAUAUUUGAUGUGUUUGAACCUAGUGAAUUAGAAAGAGGUCAUUUCACAGAUGCAGAUAAUGCUAUCAGACUUGCAGACUUUCCUGAGAGAUUUCAGCUUCGUCGCAUCCCAGUAAAGGAAGCAGAUGAUGCUGAGCUUGAGGAAGAGGCAGAAUGGAUACACAAACAAGCAUUUGCCACUCCAUGUAUCUCACAGCAGACAUACUUAGAUAUUGAUCACAUGGGAGCAACCAACACAUCAAGCCGCAGAACACCUAAUGCAAUGACAAGCAAAAUAAAGCAAGCUGUUGGAUUUAUGAGAAAUCAUAGAAUGGAGGUUCCAUUUAUUGCAUUCUAUCGCAAGGAAUAUGUUGAGCCAGAGCUGAAUAUUAAUGAUCUGUGGAAAGUUUACCACUGGGAUGAAAAGUGGAUGCAACUGUGCACACGUCGCACUAACUUAACAAGGUUGUUUGAAAAAAUGAAAGACUAUCUUUAUGAGCAGUACUCUGAUCCAGACAAGCCUACUGUAUUGUUCAGGCCUAUCACAGAGACAGAGAUAGAGAGGGUGAAGAAUGUCCAAACACCUGAGGAGCUGCGUGAUGUGUACCAAAAUUUUCUCUUGUACUAUGGGCAUGAAAUACCCAACAUGAGGAACAAUGAGCAAAAUAGACCCAGAGAAGAAGGGGAGGCAGAGGCUGAUCCAAAGCCUAAAGGAAGCACAAUGAAACAAGCUCAACGUCAAAGUGGCUAUUCCAUUUGCCUUGCAGCCAAACUUGACGAAAUAACACGCCAGUUUGGUCUUAAGCCUCAUGAGUUUGGAGAGAAUAUAAGAGAUAAUUACCAGCGUCAUGAUGUCAGCCAGUGUCCUUUAGAGCCAUUAGAGCUGGCUAAAGAUUAUGUAUGCCCCCAAUUCCCAACUCCAGAAGAUGUUUUGAAAGGCUGUCAGCACAUGGUGGCAAUGCAAUUGUCCCAUGAUCCUCUUGUCAGGGCUAGUGUCAGAACAGCUUUCCAAGAGAGGGCUAAGCUGAGAGUUAAUCCUACCAAAAAAGGCAUGAAGCUGAUUGAUGAAAGCCACAACUGCUACACUUUCAAGUACCUGAGAGGUAAACCAGUCAAAGAUCUAAAGGAUGACCAGUAUCUUAAACUCUUAAUGGCUGAAGAAGAAGGUCUGUUGACCAUAUCCAUCAAGAUGGAUGAAGAAGAUGAACAAAGCACAAGCAGCACCAGCUAUUUUGAAGAGAUCAAACAACUUUUCUAUAGAGAUGAGUUCAGCCAUCUUGUCCAGCAGUGGAACAUACAAAGAAGUGAAGCCUUGAAGCGUGCACUCUACCAGAUACUCUACCCUCAAAUGGAGAAAGAAUUAAGAGCUAAAUUGUCAAGUGAAGCAAGGGAAGGCGUGCUGCGGGCUUGUGCAAGGAAAUUGUACAACUGGCUGAAAGUGGCCCCAUAUCAGAUGGAUCAGCAGCUUGAAGAUGAAUUUGAUGAAUCAAACAAUGAGGAUGGACUGAAAGUUUUAGGCAUAGCUUUCUCAACUAGCCAGGAUACACCUGCCUUUGGUGCACUGAUUGAUGGUGAUGCAUCUGUAAUGGAAUACAUCAGGUUGGAGAAUCUCACAAAACGUAAAAAUGCAUGGAGAGAAUUGGAUAAAAAGGGAAAGGCAAAAGAUAUGGAGAAAUUAAAAGAAUUCAUUGCUGAAAAGAAACCCCAUGUUAUAGCUGUUACAUCGGAGUCACGUCAAGCUUUGAUGAUUAUUGACGACAUAAAAGGCAUUAUCAGUGAGUUGGAGAUGGAGCAACAGAUGCCAGCCAUCAAUGUGGAGUUGAUUGACAAUGAAUUGGCCAUGAUUUUUGAGAAUACUAAGAGGGCUGAGAAUGAGUUUCGAGACUAUCCUGCCCCUCUAAGGCAUGCCAUCUCAAUUGCUCGAAGACUGCAGGAUCCACUCUUGGAAUUUGCUCAGUUGUGUAAUCCUGAUGAAGAUAUCCUCUGUCUCAAAUAUCAUUCACUCCAGGAUAGCGUGCCUAAAGAAGAAUUGCUUGAAGCCCUUUAUCUAGAAUUUGUCAACAGAGUAAAUGAAGUGGGGGUGGAUAUCAAUCAGGUCUUGAAUUUCCCUUACACAGCCCCACUGCUACAAUUUGUGUGUGGCUUGGGUCCAAGGAAAGCUUCACAAAUAAUCAAAACACUGAAACAGAAUAACAGCAGACUAGAGAACAGAACACAGCUGGUGUCCAUCUGUGAUAUGGGGCCUAAAGUUUUUAUCAACUGUGCUGGUUUUAUCAUGAUAGACACAAACCAGCUUGGAGACACAUCUGAUGUUUACGUUGAUGUUCUGGAUGGGUCUCGGGUUCAUCCAGAGGCUUAUGAAUGGGCACGUAAAAUGGCUGUGGAUGCUCUGGAGUACGAUGACACUGCGGAAGAUGCCAACCCAGCCUCUGCUUUAGAGGAAAUUCUUGAGAGCCCAGAGAGGCUGAAGGACUUGGAUUUGGAUGCCUUUGCUGAAGAGUUGGAACGGCAAGGCUAUGGAGACAAGCACAUAACUUUGUAUGAUAUCCGAGCUGAGUUAAAUCAGAGGUAUAAAGAUCUGAGAACUCCAUAUAGAUCUCCAUCAUUAGAAGAAAGAUUCAACAUGUUAACUAAAGAGACACCAGAAACAUUUUAUGUUGGUAAACUGGUGCAGGUUCAAGUGACAGGUAUUGCACACAAACGUCCCCAGGGUGAGCAGCUAGAUCAAGCCAACCCAGUGCGAGAUGAUGAGACUGGCUUGUGGCAGUGCCCAUUCUGUCACUCAACUCAGUUCCCAGAGCUCAGUGAUGUCUGGAGCCAUUUUGAUGGUGGCAACUGUCCUGGCGCCGCGGUUGGUGUCAAGUGUCGUCUGGACAGUGGUGUGACAGGCUUCAUCCAUACCAAAAACAUCAGUGACAACAUGGUGCGGGACCCAGAAGAGAGGGUACAGAUUGGGAUGACAAUUCACUGUCGUAUCACCAAGAUUGACAUAGAAAGGUUCCAGGUUGAGCUCACCAGCAAAUCUUCUGAUCUGGCAGACAAAGAUGGCAUGUGGAGACCUCAGAAAGACGUCUAUUACGAUUAUGAUGCAGAAAAAGCAGAAAUUGACAAGGAAAAUGAAAAAAAGAAAUUACAAGCCAGACAAACAUACAUCAAGCGUGUCAUUGCCCACCCCUAUUUUCACAAUGUUGGUUAUAAGGAAUGUGAAAAAUUGUUGACUAACAUGGAUCAGGGUGAUGUGAUCAUUCGUCCAAGUAGCAAGGGUUCUGACCAUCUGACAGCAACAUGGAAAGUGGCUGAUGGAAUUCUUCAGCAUAUUGAUAUCAGAGAGGAAGGCAAAGAGAAUGCCUUUAGUCUUGGAAAGUCAUUGUGGAUAGCAGGGGAGGAGUUUGAAGAUCUGGAUGAAAUUAUUGCCCGAUACAUUCAGCCCAUAGCAGCAACUGUUCGGGACAUCUUAAGUUUUAAGUAUUACAGAGAUUCUGAUGGAGGGAAAAGGGAAAUUUUGGACAAGUUGUUAACAGAGGAGAAGAAAAAAGCUGCAUUUAAAAUCCCCUACCUUAUGAGUGCCUCGCGUCAGUAUCCAGGGAAAUUCCUUCUUUCUUACAUGCCACGUAAUGUUGCCAGACACGAGUACGUGACCGUUGCUCCUGAGGGGAUCCGUUAUAGGCACCAGAAUUUCAAAUCGGUCAAUUCUUUGAUCAGAUGGUUCAAAGAGCAUUUUAGGGAUCCAAUUCCAGGAACACCUUCCAGUCGCACCCCAGCCCUGUCAGCCUAUACAACUCCUGCUGCACAUCAGACUCCAGGAAGGACACCUGUAGGCCGCACUCCAGUUGGUAUGUCUAAUGGGAUGUAUGGUCAUCACAUGGCAACGCCACAUGGAACCACCCCACGUGCUGCUCCAACAGCCACACCACACGGAACUACCCCACGAGCUGCCCCCACAACUACACCACAAAGACCGUAUGGAAGCUAUGGUUCUUUUCAGCCUGGUGUUACUCCAGUGAUGACCCCUAUGUUGACACCAUCAUCAUCUUUUCAACAUGGCGGCCACAUGACAACUCCUAGGACAGGCCCUCAUGUCAACAACACACCUUCAUAUCAACCAACACCUCGACCAAUGGUCGGCCCUGGGGCACCCUGGCCUGGUGCCACACCCAGAACCCCAGCAGCACGUACCCCAAGACAUGACAAAAACCAGGCAUCAUCUGCUGCAGACAUGGAUUGGGCACGAGCCGCGGAGAUGUGGGCCAACCGUAAGAAGACCACCAAAUCUCCCAGAGCCUCACCACGACCUUCACCCCGCACAGCUCCUAGUCCAGCUCGCAAAGGUUUUGAGUCUCCAUUUGGGGGCAGCAGCUUGGGUGGGGCAUCCCCACAGGGUGAUGGCACACCCUUAGUAGAUGAGAGGUAGCAGGCUUACAUCAUCACUUUUUAUAUUGUAAAAAUAUGUUUGACUAAUUUAUGUUAUAAAAUCUAAUUAACUUUUGCUUCAAGUGGUAGGGGAUAUGAAAUGCAAUUUAAGCAUAUAAUUGCAUAUUGAUGGGGUAAGAAAAUAUUACAACUUCCAUAAACUAAUCUUUUGUGAUGCGCACAAUGUGAUUUAUUGGAUGUUGCUUAGAUGCUAUUUAAAAAAAAUCUCCGAUUUAAGAAAUGUUUUGAUGCAUUAAACCAAGAGAUUAACAUGGGUAUAAUGUUAGUACUAGCAAUAGUAAACAUGUAACAAAUAUAGCUGAAUUUGAAUUUCUAAAUUCCACAUUUUUCACCUGUCCAGGUGAUUCCCUUCAUUAUAUUUGUGUUGUAAUCAUGGUUGCUGUUCUCAUGUUGUACAGUCAUGGUUCUUUGUAAAUACGAAAGAAAAUAAACUUUUUCAUCCUUCA
Messenger RNA from Physella acuta, 5811 nucleotides. RefSeq names its product transcription elongation factor SPT6. The record is from RefSeq and is a predicted model, not a curated record. Lineage: Eukaryota; Metazoa; Mollusca; Gastropoda; Physidae. Gene Ontology annotation, molecular function: DNA binding; histone binding; nucleosome binding. Gene Ontology annotation, biological process: nucleosome organization; transcription elongation-coupled chromatin remodeling; transcription elongation by RNA polymerase II. Gene Ontology annotation, cellular component: transcription elongation factor complex.